AUGAUACGUCCUCCAGCCCCGCUCCCGCCGUGAGGGGCGGGGCUUGCCUGGAGGCGGGGCGCAGGGAUCCGGAAACACCUGAUCAUCUAUAGGUUUAGUGUCCAGAGGGUGUUGUUCCUGGCUGGACUUGAUGUCCAGGGUCUGAGGGGUUUUCUCGCCGAGUCUCCUGGGGCGGUCCGGCGGCUCGUGCCCUGUUGUGGGGCCCCCAUUUGCCGCCGCCAUGCCCACGGCCGCCGCCCCCAUCAUCAGCUCGGUCCAGAAGCUGGUUCUGUAUGAGACUAGAGCUAGAUACUUUCUAGUUGGGAGCAAUAAUGCAGAAACGAAAUAUCGUGUCUUGAAGUUUGAUAGAACAGAACCAAAAGAUUUGGUCAUAAUUGAUGACAGGCAUGUCUAUACUCAACAAGAAGUAAGGGAACUUCUUGGCCGCUUGGAUCUUGGAAAUAGAACAAAGAUGGGACAGAAAGGAUCCUCGGGCUUAUUUCGAGCGGUUUCAGCUUUUGGUGUUGUGGGUUUUGUCAGGUUCUUAGAAGGCUAUUAUAUUGUGUUAAUAACUAAAAGGAGGAAGAUGGCGGAUAUUGGAGGUCAUGCAAUCUAUAAGGUCGAAGAUACAAAUAUGAUCUAUAUACCCAAUGAUUCUGUACGGGUUACUCAUCCUGAUGAAGCUAGGUAUCUACGAAUAUUUCAAAAUGUGGACCUAUCUAGCAAUUUUUACUUUAGUUACAGCUAUGAUUUGUCCCACUCACUUCAAUAUAAUCUCACUGUCUUGCGAAUGCCCCUGGAGAUGUUAAAGUCAGAAACGACCCAGAAUCGCCAAGAGAGCUUUGACAUCUUUGAAGAUGAAGGAUUAAUUACACAAGGUGGAAGCGGGGUAUUUGGGAUCUGUAGUGAGCCUUAUAUGAAAUAUGUAUGGAAUGGUGAACUUCUGGAUAUAAUUAAAAAUACUGUGCAUCGUGACUGGCUUUUGUAUAUUAUUCAUGGGUUCUGUGGGCAGUCAAAGCUGUUGAUCUAUGGACGACCAGUGUAUGUCACUCUAAUAGCUAGAAGAUCCAGUAAAUUUGCUGGCACCCGUUUUCUUAAAAGAGGUGCAAAUUGUGAGGGUGAUGUUGCAAAUGAAGUGGAGACUGAACAAAUACUCUGCGAUGCUUCUGUGAUGUCUUUCACUGCAGGAAGUUAUUCUUCUUACGUACAAGUUAGAGGAUCUGUGCCCUUAUACUGGUCUCAGGACAUUUCAACUAUGAUGCCUAAACCACCUAUUACAUUGGAUCAGGCAGAUCCAUUUGCACAUGUGGCUGCCCUUCACUUUGACCAGAUGUUUCAGAGGUUUGGCUCUCCCAUCAUCAUCUUGAAUUUAGUGAAGGAACGAGAGAAAAGAAAGCAUGAAAGAAUUCUGAGUGAAGAACUUGUUGCUGCUGUGACCUAUCUCAACCAGUUUUUGCCUCCUGAGCACACUAUUGUUUAUAUUCCCUGGGACAUGGCCAAGUAUACCAAAAGCAAGCUGUGUAAUGUUCUUGAUCGACUAAAUGUGAUUGCAGAAAGUGUGGUGAAGAAAACAGGUUUCUUUGUAAACCGCCCUGAUUCUUACUGUAGCAUUUUGCGGCCAGAUGAAAAGUGGAAUGAACUAGGAGGAUGUGUGAUUCCCACUGGUCGCCUGCAGACUGGCAUCCUUCGAACCAACUGUGUGGACUGUUUAGAUCGCACCAACACAGCACAGUUUAUGGUGGGAAAAUGUGCUCUGGCCUAUCAGCUGUAUUCAUUGGGACUGAUUGACAAACCUAAUCUACAGUUUGAUACAGAUGCAGUUAGAUAUCACUGCACUGGAAAUAUUAACAGACACUUGAAGAAACACAAGUUUCAAAAGUUAUUUGAGGAACUCUAUGAAGAUCAUGGUGAUACGCUGUCCCUUCAGUAUGGUGGUUCUCAACUUGUUCAUCGUGUGAAAACCUACAGAAAGAUAGCACCAUGGACUCAGCACUCAAAAGACAUCAUGCAAACCCUGUCUAGAUAUUACAGCAAUGCUUUUUCAGAUGCUGAUAGACAAGAUUCCAUUAAUCUCUUCCUGGGAGUUUUCCAUCCCACGGAAGGGAAACCUCAUCUCUGGGAGCUCCCAACAGAUUUUUAUUUGCAUCACAAAAAUACCAUGAGACUUUUGCCAACAAGAAGAAGUUAUACUUACUGGUGGACACCAGAAGUGAUAAAGCAUUUACCAUUGCCCUAUGAUGAAGUUAUCUGUUCUGCAAACUUAAAGAAGUUGAUAGUGAAGAAAUUCCACAAAUAUGAAGAAGAGAUUGAUAUCCACAAUGAGUUCUUUCGGCCAUAUGAGUUGAGCAGCUUUGAUGAUACCUUUUGCUUGGCUAUGACAAGCUCAGCACGUGACUUUAUGCCUAAGACUGUUGGAAUUGAUCCAAGUCCAUUUACUGUGCGUAAACCAGAUGAAACUGGAAAAUCAGUAUUGGGAAACAAAAGCAAUAGAGAAGAAGCUGUAUUACAGCGGAAAACGGCAGCCAGCGCCCCGCCGCCCCCCAGCGAGGAGGCUGUGUCCAGCAGCUCUGAGGAUGACUCUGGGACUGAUCGGGAAGAAGAGGGCUCUGUGUCGCAGCGCUCCACUCCUGUGAAGAUGACCGACGCAGGAGACAGUGCCAAAGUGACUGAGAAUGUGGUCCAACCCAUGAAGGAGUUAUAUGGAAUUAACCUCUCAGAUGGCCUCUCAGAAGAAGAUUUCUCCAUUUAUUCAAGAUUUGUUCAGCUGGGGCAGAGUCAACAUAAACAAGACAAGAAUAGCCAGCAGCCCUGUUCCAGGUGCUCAGAUGGAGUUAUAAAACUAACACCCAUCUCGGCUUUCUCGCAAGAUAACAUCUAUGAAGUUCAGCCCCCAAGAGUAGACAGAAAAUCUACAGAGAUCUUCCAAGCCCACAUCCAGGCCAGCCAAGGUAUCAUGCAGCCCCUAGGAAAAGAGGACUCCUCCAUGUACCGAGAGUACAUCAGGAACCGCUACCUGUGAAAAGAGCGCAGGUCCGCAUGGUGGCCACAUCUGAUUAGCUUAGAACCUGUCUUGUCUCAUAUUCAAAAGGUAACUUAUUAAAUAAAAGUCCUUUGCAUCUGAAGCCUUUCCCUUUUUCUGUCACUUGCAAAUUCCAAAUUAUAGCUAAUAAAGAUGACUAGAUAAUUUGC
Messenger RNA from Nomascus leucogenys (northern white-cheeked gibbon), 3168 nucleotides. It is a transcript of the gene FIG4, whose product is annotated as FIG4 phosphoinositide 5-phosphatase. NCBI's taxonomy places the organism in Eukaryota, Metazoa, Chordata, Mammalia, Primates, Hylobatidae. Gene Ontology annotation, cellular component: intracellular membrane-bounded organelle. Gene Ontology annotation, molecular function: phosphatidylinositol-3,5-bisphosphate 5-phosphatase activity. The coding region runs from base 221 to 2998 and encodes 925 amino acids. Gene Ontology annotation, biological process: phosphatidylinositol dephosphorylation. The record is from RefSeq and is a predicted model, not a curated record. The transcript has 24 exons.